This is a messenger RNA of Paraphaeosphaeria sporulosa, 345 nucleotides long. RefSeq lists its product as uncharacterized. Lineage: Eukaryota; Fungi; Ascomycota; Dothideomycetes; Pleosporales; Didymosphaeriaceae. The record is from RefSeq and is a predicted model, not a curated record. Bases 1 to 345 code for a protein of 114 amino acids. The transcript has a single exon.
AUGCGCCGGGUGCUGAUCACUGCGCGAUGCGCUUUCCUCCUCGUGCUCUACGCGUCUCUUUCCCGCGCUGCACCUCUGAAGGUGGGACCCACCGCUCAGACCGUCCGUGAGGGGCUACUCGUGAGAGCUGGGUUGCGCAAUCACCGAGAGCCUGGCACCGGUCUGAACGAUCGACUCAGCGUUAAAUUUCCGUGUCUGCGCUGGCGCCUUGCCAGAUUCUGUAGCGGCGGGGAUCUACCUGAAACGCGGUGGCGCCCUAGAUCAGUCCAGAGGAUCGUUUGGGCGAGAUUUGGGUCGCUGGGGAUUAGGCGCGCACCAAUCAAAGACCCAUGGGCAUUCGCCUAG